AUCUAGAAGACCAAAGUGUACCUGAGUGGAGAAAAACUUAUAUAAACUACAAAGGAUUAAAAAAGAAGCUAAAGCAAGUUGAAAAGAUAUAAAGAAAAGAAAGCUGCUGCUGAACUCAUUCAUGUAUUUCAAGAAUUUGAAGAUAAUGAUGCAAGUUGCUUUUGGUCUAGUCAACAAGAAUUGAUGCGACCACAAUCAACUAUCAGCAAAAUGUCAUCAAAAUUCAACGUAAAUUCAGAUGAUCGGCCACAUUCUCGGCAAGGAUCUUUCAAUACUUCAAGGGCUACUUUUUCCGCAUUAGAUGAAGUCUUGCUUCAUGCUAAUUCAUUAGAACAAAAGUUUUUCCAUUCGCUAAAUGAUGAAUUAGAUAAAGUAACACAAUUCUACAAUGAAAAAGAAAGAGAAGCCAAGCUCAAGCUAAACGCGCUUAAAGUGCAAAUUCAAUUGAUUACCGAGUAUGGACACCAUUUACUGGAUAUAGGGGUAUACUAUACAAGAAGAAAAAGAAGAAACUUGUCAUUUAUUUGUUUAUUUAUCAGUUGCCUGUUCAGAAAGAAUUUCUUCCUCCUGAAUUUUUCGGUCAUCAUCGGUUCUAUGACUGGUUCAAACACCAAGAUCCCCAUACACAGCCAUAUACAUUAUCAGAAUUUUCACCAAAUUUUGAUUAUGUAGGUGACCAAAGAAUUAGUUACAAUGUUGCGAGAAAUAGAUUAAAAAAAGCAAUUACCGAAUAUUAUCGUAGCUUGGAUUUCCUCAAGU
Molecule: messenger RNA, 759 nt
Organism: Gilbertella persicaria
Lineage: Eukaryota; Fungi; Mucoromycota; Mucoromycetes; Mucorales; Choanephoraceae
Exons: 4
Coding region: 184-672 (162 amino acids)
Source: RefSeq, a predicted model, not a curated record